Molecule: messenger RNA, 1305 nt
Organism: Telopea speciosissima
Lineage: Eukaryota; Viridiplantae; Streptophyta; Magnoliopsida; Proteales; Proteaceae
Product: ankyrin repeat-containing protein BDA1-like
Exons: 2
Coding region: 1-1305 (434 amino acids)
Molecular function (GO): protein binding
Source: RefSeq, a predicted model, not a curated record
AUGGCGACUCUGCUUCAUCAAAGAUUGAAUGAAGCGGCGAAGGCAGGAGAUAUUGACGAAUUGUAUGUCGUGCUCCAAGAAGAUUCAUAUGUUCUUGAGGUCAUUGAUAAGAACCCUUUCAUAGACACUCCAUUACAUGUUGCUGUAAAUGCUGGGCAACUCUGUUUUGUGGAGGAGAUCACAAACCUGAAGCCUUCCUUUGUUAGAAAGCUAAACCCAAAUGGGUAUAGCCCUUUGCACUUGGCUGCCUCUAAUGGGCACCUAGAGAUAGUGAAGCAACUCUUGAAGGUAGACUCUUCUCUGGGUCAACUCCAGGGAAGAGAGAAGAGAACUCCACUUCAUUGUGCAGUCAUGGCAGGAGGGAGCAUUGAAGUCUUGGAUGAAAUCAUCUUCAAGUGCAACAAUUCUCUUCGGAAGAAGACGUUUCUAAAGGAGACAGCUCUUCACUUGGCCGUGAAACAUGGCCAAUUGGAAACUGUUAAAGCCUUGUUGGGAUGGAUUCAAGAGCUUAAAAUGGAGAGGCUUCUAAGCAAGACCGAUCAGGAAGGCAACACUGUAUUGCACCUUGCAACCUCCUUAAGACGACAUCAGAUAGUGAAGAUGUUGUGCAGUGGUGGGUGUAAGGUUAUAAGGGCAAUAAAUGUGAAGGCCAAAAACAAUGAUGGUUGGACAGCCUUAGAUUUGGAUGAGUUAGUGAGACACUCAGAAGAACCACUUGAAGUACAGAAUAUAUCAAACAUCCUCCACAACAAGAACAAUCAAGUGAAGAUGAUCAACAAGUUUUUCCCUUUAACUUUUCCCUUCUCACCUACCAAACAGUCAAAACUAGCCAUUCAUCGUCGUCACAGGUUCUUCCACUACUUCAAUUUCAGGGUCAGAGAAGAUACCUCACUCGACGUCCGUGAUUCACUCAUGGUGAUUCUUGUUCUGAUUGCCACCAUCACUUUCGAGGUCGGAAUCAACCCGCCGGGUGGUAAUUGGCAGGAAGACUAUAACAAUGGUAAACUCCGAGCCGGAGAUCCGAUUUGGAUGAGUAAAGACAGAGUUGGGUACAUCAUAUUCGCGGUAGUCAACUGUGCAGGCUUCGUUACUUCUUCAAUGAUGAUCUUUAGACUUGUGGAAGGACACUCUUAUAGUGGUCCGGUUCAACUGGCCCAAUCGUUACUGGUUUUUACUUAUAUUUGGUCAGCUCCUUGGCUCCCUUAUACGAAUGAAGGCAAAUUUAUAAUCCUCCUAGUGUUGGUUCCCGUAGUGGCAUUGGCACUCCAUUGGUUUAAUAAGAAGCCAAUGCAGCUCAUCAACUGA